CGAGUCAUUGUUUUUCCCGAGAAUCGAACACUACAAAUACCGCACAAAAAACCACAAACCCUCUCCUCCUCCUCCUCCUCCCACCUUUCCGAACGAAUCGUAGCUCUUGGAGAUGGGUUUCAAUGCUGUUUUUGGUUGCUUAAAGGAAGUUUUUCCACAGGUUGAUUUUCGCAUUCUGAAGGCUAUUGCUAUUGAACAUCCCUUCGAUGCCGAUGCAGCUGUGCUUGAUGUUAUUAAUGAGUUCCCUAACUUGGCUACACAGUCAUUUUUGUCGGCUGUCAGUCCCACUCAGGUUCAGAGUCCCAAGGCUCUCCCAGUUGCAGCUCAACACAAGGAUAAGGGUAAAUUAUUGAUGCACCAGCAGGUAAUUAAGGAAGCAGAGUUUGAACCUCUUCCAGAACCAGAAAAGGCAGCUGUUGAUGAUGACAGCAAAAAUGAUCAUACAAGUGGCAUCUCUCAUGACAAUCCCACACUGCUAGAGCAAGUGAACUCAUUGCCAAAUGGUCCUGUUCCAUCAGAUGCUGAUAUAAGUACUGGAAGUGAAGAAGUGAUUUCUGAUGGAAAGGGUAUGAAUUUUGAUGUCCAAGUUGGGCUGCAGCAGUCUGCAUCUGGCAUUACGACUCUUUCGAUGCCUGGAAAGGAUGUGAUGAAUGGCACCUUGGUUGAUGCAUUUCCUGAAUGGAAAAGUUUUUAUCUCCCUGUGAAUUGUGAUUCUGAUUUGGUUCUCCAUGACACACCUGAUAAAGUGGAACCAUUUGCAGUUGAUUCUUCUUUCGUAGAACAUUCACUAGAUGCUCCUCAGUGUGACAUUCCUUGUUCAGACCCUCUUCUUGCUGAUGACAACUUACAGGCAACUGAUCCUUCAGAUCAUACUUCUGAGAAAGAAUGUUCUCCAAGGGAAAUGGUUGAUAUUGAGGAGACCACCACAGACAGCGUAUGCAAUACUGAUGUUCUUGAAGAGAUCAUUGAAGAUGCUAAAAAUAACAAGAAAACCCUGUUUUCAGCCAUGCAGUCAGUCAUCAGCAUGAUGAGAGAAGUGGAAGUGCAGGAGAAAGAAGUGGAUAUUGUUCAAGAGGAAGCUUCUAGGGGAGGUUUGGAUAUAAUGGUCAAGGUGGAGGAAUUUAAACAGAUGUUGGCACAUGCAAAAGACGGAAAUGACAUGCAUGCUGGAGAAGUCUACGGGGAGAAAGCAAUUUUAGCAACUGAAGUGAGGGAGCUUCAGUCUCGAUUGCUCAACUUAUCGGAUGAGAGAGAUAAAUCACUUGCGAUUCUUAAUGAGAUGCGAGAAACCCUUGAGGAACGGCUGGAUGCGGCAGCAGAGGCAAGGAGACUGGCCGAGCAGGACAAGCUGGAAAAGGAAGAGUGUGCCUGGAAAGCUCUUUCUGAACAAGAAGCGGAGAUGGAGAAAGUUGUUCAGGAAUCGAAAAUAUUGCAACAAGAGGCGGGGGAAAAUUCGAAGUUGCGGGAGUUUCUGAUGGACCGUGGUCGCAUUGUUGAUAUGCUACAAGGAGAAAUUUCCGUCAUUUGUCAGGACGUCAGGCUUCUGAAAGAGAAAUUUGAUGAGCGGGUUCCACUAAGCCAGUCAGUAUCUUCGAGCCAGACAACCUGCAUCCUAGCUUCUUCAGGCUCAUCCAUGAAAAGCAUGGCACUCGAUUUAGUUUCAGAACGACUCAAGUUACUGAAGUCGCCGGAGAAGGUAAGCCCCGCUUCUUCAGUUGACGGCCUAUCACCAAAAAGCAUACUCGAACAGGAAAGAAGCAAGGUCGAUCGAAAGGAGCUUAUGGACGACGGAUGGGAUGUCUUCGACAAAGAAUUUGGUGUCUAAGCCUUGUACUACAUUUCAUAAGCUGUGAAUAUGAACAGUAUCAACUUCGAAGACGGAUGCAAUUUUUGUUUCAAAUUAAGUAGGAUUUAUAUAUUUUGAUACAGAAUUUUGUACAGUGGAGAUUCAAAACAAUAAUAAUUUAGACUUGCCGAAUUUUGAAU
Molecule: messenger RNA, 1986 nt
Organism: Malus domestica (apple)
Lineage: Eukaryota; Viridiplantae; Streptophyta; Magnoliopsida; Rosales; Rosaceae
Source: RefSeq, a predicted model, not a curated record